Molecule: messenger RNA, 1953 nt
Organism: Tauraco erythrolophus (red-crested turaco)
Lineage: Eukaryota; Metazoa; Chordata; Aves; Musophagiformes; Musophagidae
Source: RefSeq, a predicted model, not a curated record
GAGAUAUCUUGACAACCUCACAGCAAUUGGGCCCAGAACAGUUGGAAGUCCAGAAAAUGAAGUUCUUGCAGUUAACUACCUCUUAGAACAAAUUAGGGCAAUAGAAAGAGAAAGCACAGGUGCUCACAAGGUAUCUGUAGACGUGCAGAGGCCCACAGGCUCCUUCAGCAUUGACUUUUUAGGAGGCUUUACUAGUUACUAUGCAAACAUCACCAAUGUCGUCGUGAAGCUGGAGCCCCGAAACGGCGCCGAGCACGCAGUGUUAUCCAACUGCCACUUUGAUUCCGUACCGAAUACCCCGGGUGCCAGUGAUGAUGCUGUUAGCUGCGCAGUGAUGCUUGAAAUACUUAACACGCUUUCAAAAUCAUCAGAGCCCCUGCAGCAUGCGGUCAUAUUCUUAUUUAAUGGUGCAGAAGAAAAUAUUUUGCAGGCUAGUCACGGCUUCAUUACACAACAUGAGUGGGCCAAAUCAGUUAGAGCUUUUAUUAACCUGGAGGCAGCAGGUGUAGGAGGAAAAGAACUUGUUUUUCAAACAGGACCAGAGAAUCCUUGGUUGGUGCAAGCAUACGUCGUUGCAGCCAAACAUCCCUUUGCCUCUGUGGUGGCACAGGAAAUAUUUCAGAGUGGUGUUAUCCCAGCAGAGACGGACUUCCGCAUCUACAGGGACUUCGGCAACGUUCCAGGAAUAGAUUUGGCUUUUAUUGAAAAUGGCUACAUUUAUCAUACAGAAUAUGACACAUCAGACAGAAUUUUAACAGACUCCAUUCAAAGAGCAGGUGACAAUAUUCUAGCUGUCCUAAAAUACCUAGCAACAUCAGAUAAGCUGGCUAAAUCUUCUGAGUAUCGACAUGGAAGUGUUGUGUUCUUUGAUGUACUUGGUUUAUUUGUCCUGGCCUACCCUGCUCGUGUUGGCACCAUCAUCAACUAUAUUACAGCAGCAAUUGCUUUUCUUUACUUAAGCAAGAAAGUAUUACAGCCCAAAACCAGAGCUGUCCAUAACCUGAAGAAAUUCUUUACUGCGUUCGGCUUAACACUGCUAAGUUGGGUCUGCACCCUGGUGGCGGUCCUUUCCGUGGCUGUGUUCAUCUCCAUCAUUGGAAGGUCCCUCUCUUGGUACACACACUUCUAUGUCUCUGUGUUUCUGUAUGGCAGUGCAGCUGCAGCUAAGCUCGUUCUUGUGCAUACACUGGCCAAGAAGUUCUUCUACAAGAAUGCGAAUGAGCAGUACCUGGGAGAUGCUUUUUUUGAUGCCUCAUUGAUGAUUUGGUCUACAGCAUUGGCUGUGAUUACUCAGAUGGGCCUUUGUUCAGCAUUCAUUUGUACAUUAUGGGUAGCAUUCCCUUUACUCACUAAGCUGAUGAUUCAUAAAGAAUUCAGCCAAAAAGGUGCCACAGUGAAGUUUAUCAUGAUGUACAUGCUGGGAAUGUUUGUUCCCUAUCUGUAUAUGAUGUAUCUUAGUUGGACUGUAUUUGAAAUGUUUACACCUGUUAUGGGACGAAGUGGUUCAGAAAUUCUACCAGACGUGGUGGUGGCAGGAUUUAUUGUGGUCAUCACUAUGAUUCUGUCAUCCUAUUUUAUUAACUUCAUUUACCUUGUCAAAAGUACAAAAAUUACGUUGGUAUCUUCAACAGCUGUGUUUGUAGUCACUCUGAUCCUCGUUUGUAGUGGAAUCUUCUUUUCCUACAGUUCUGAUGCAGCUAGCCCAAAGCCUAAGCGAGUCUUUCUCCAGCACACGAGCAGAAGAUUUCAUGAUCUAGAUGGGAAUGUGGUUAAAAGCGACUCUGGUAUAUGGAUUAAUGGAUUUGAUUAUAAUGGAAUAUCUCACAUAACUCCACAUGUACCUGAAAUCAAUGACACCAUUAGAACCUCAUGCGAGGAGCAGGCUCCUUUCUGUGGCCUUCCGUGGAUUUUGCCAGUGCAUUUCAUGUUCCGGUUGGUGUGAACACUGCUUCA